Molecule: messenger RNA, 1773 nt
Organism: Octodon degus (degu)
Lineage: Eukaryota; Metazoa; Chordata; Mammalia; Rodentia; Octodontidae
Gene: Ocstamp
Product: osteoclast stimulatory transmembrane protein
Exons: 3
Coding region: 47-1519 (490 amino acids)
Cellular component (GO): membrane
Source: RefSeq, a predicted model, not a curated record
ACGCUGCCUCAGACCACCUGCCUGAACCCAUUACUAUUCCAGGACCAUGAGGGCCCUCCAUGGAGCUGCUGAGCACCUCAUCAGGACGGGGUGGAGGUGCUGGCAGUUGGGGAUCCAAAAGGCAUCUGUCCCACUGCACGCUGCCUGGGAUGCCUUCUCCCAGCCUGUUCCAGCCAGCUAUGGCCAGUUGCUGACCCACCUCCUCCUGUGUGGGUCCGUGGCUGUCACUGCUGCAGGUCUGGUUCAUCACUGGCUGAUAUCUUCACAGCUUUAUCCGCUGCAACUCUCGGCCGUGGUGUCUACGGUCUGUGGCCUCCUGAUCUUCCUGGGCCUGGGCCUGGUGCCCCCUGUCCGCUGCCUGUUUGCACUUAGUGUACCCACCUUGGGCACAAAGCAGGGCCGCCAGCUGCUCCUGUCCUACAGUACUGCCACCCUGGCCAUUGCUGUGGUGCCAAAUGUCUUGGCCAACAUGCGUGCCACCGGACAGGUGCUGAGAUGCGUCACCGAGGGCUCCCUGGAGAGUCUGCUCAACACCACCCACCAUCUGCAUGCUGCAUCCAGGGCGCUGGGCUCCAUAGGCCGAGCAGGCAGCCGGGGCCUGACAUUCGAGGUCCAGGGCAAUGGCUCUGCUUUCCACCUUCAUGUGCUCAAGAUCGCUGAGCAGGUCCUGGAAGAUUUCUCUGGCCUAGAGUCCCUGGCACUGGCAGUGGCACUGGGUAUUCCGCGGGUGGUCACAGGGCUCUUUAUGCUUGGUCUCCUGGUGGAGUCGGCCUGGUACCUCCAUCGCUACUUGACAGACCUGCGCUUUGACAAUGUCUACGUGACACGGAGGCUAGCUGGGGAGCUGGCUCGGGCCCAGGCCACACACUUGCUGGACUCUCCACCGGCCUGGCUGCUCCAGGCGGCCCAGCCAAAGCUGUCACAGGAGGAGCUGCUGAGCUGUCUCCUGAGGCUGGGGCUGCUUGUCCUGCUCCUGGUGGCCACAGCUGUGACCGUGGCCACAGACCACAUAGCCUUCCUGCUGGCACAGGCUGCUGUGCAGUGGGCUCAGAAGCUGCCUGUUGUGCCCAUCACACUCACGGUCAAAUACGAUGCAGCGUACACCGUCCUGGGCUUCAUCCAUUUCCUCUUCAACUACCCACCCCCUGAGAGCUCCUUCCUGUCCGAGCACAGGACCUACUCAUGGGAGCUCCGCCUCACCUCCCGAGACUGCCCACUGUUGCCGGCCCAGGGUCCCCGCACUGCCUCAGCGCUGGCUGCUGGAGCCCUGCAGCUCCUGGCCUGCUCCACUGUUCUCCUGGAAACCUACGCCCGGCGCCUGAGGCAUGCCAUUGCUGCCUCCUUCUUCUCCGCCCAGGAGGCCAGGAGGGUCUGUCAUCUUCAAGCCCGGCUCCAGCGAAGACAUGAUCGGCACCAAGGCCAGCAGCUGGCUGGAGGUCUCCUUCCUGCCCUUGGCACCCAGGUCUGCCUACAGGCACCCAGUCAUGUAGACAGGACACCUGCAUGCCGGACUCCUUGAAGAACAGAGAACCUUUGCAACAGACCUGAGUUGCAAGCAUGGACUCUGAUGCUUCCAAGUAACCUUGGUUGUAUCAUGCCACCUGUUUCUACAUCUGCAUAACGACUGUGGGGUGACCAUCAUCCCAAACACAUUCCAUGCGGGAAUGUCCAAGGAGAUCCUGGGCAUGCAAGGCCUGAGAGAACCAUGAAAAGGCAACAUAAGAAGUGCAGACAGCUCCAAGUUCCUGCAGGCCACCCAGAGAUCUGGGGAGU